AUGAAGUUUGGAACUAGUCAAAACAAGAAUUUGUUUGAAGCUAUAAAUAGUGAAGGUGACAACGUUGACCUCUUUGAGGAAGAAAUUAAUGAUGAAUUUUUACAAAUUAACAUUGAGGCAGUGAACAUGGAAAUGGAAAAUGAACUGGCAAUAGAACAAUUUUUUGAUAUUA
Dentiscutata heterogama is the source of this 172-nucleotide messenger RNA. The record is from the annotation of a GenBank genome assembly. NCBI's taxonomy places the organism in Eukaryota, Fungi, Glomeromycota, Glomeromycetes, Diversisporales, Gigasporaceae.